AUGGAUUAUACACCGCUUCAUUCUCAUCAAGAAAUACAGCCCCAUGAUCAUGAGCAUCAGGCGCAGACAGCAACGCUUCUGUGCUGCAGCUGUGGUGUUCCUAUUGAUGGAUCUGGAGGUAUGGUUAUGUGUUACGACUGUAUCAAGUUAACUGUUGAUAUCACAGAGGGCAUACCCAGAGAAUCUAACGUUUCAUUUUGCAGGAAUUGUGAGAGGUUUUUGCAACCUCCUGGUCAAUGGGUGAGGGCAGAUUUAGAAUCCCGAGAGCUAUUGGCUAUUUGUUUGCGCCGUUUGAAAGGUUUGACGAAGGUCAGAUUGAUAGAUGCAUCAUUCAUCUGGACAGAACCGCACUCUAGACGUAUCAGGGUAAAGCUAACCGUUCAAGGUGAAGCUAUGUCAAAUACCAUCAUUCAGCAAACUUUUGAAGUAGAAUAUAUUGUAGUAGCCAUGCAAUGUCCUGACUGUGCAAGGUCGUACACUACUAAUACCUGGAGAGCAACGGUUCAGAUUAGACAGAAGGUUCCUCACAAGAGAACAUUUUUAUAUUUGGAGCAGUUGAUCUUAAAACACAAUGCUCAUGUGGAUACGAUCUCCAUUAAAGAAGCUAAAGAUGGUUUGGAUUUCUUCUAUGCUCAAAAAAAUCACGCCGUCAAGAUGUUAGAUUUCCUAAAUGCUGCCGUACCACUUAAAUACAAAAAAUCUGAAGAAUUGGUUUCUCAGGAUAUUCACACAGGUAGUUCUACCUACAAGUUUUCAUUUUCCGUUGAAAUUGUCCCCAUUUGUAGAGAUGAUUUAGUUGUAUUACCAAGAAAGUUAGCGAAAUCUCUGGGUAAUAUAUCACAAUUUGUCGUUUGUUCCAAAGUCACAAAUACACUUCAAUUUUUGGAUCCUAACACAUUACAGGUCGCAGAUUUAUCAGCUCAAGUCUACUGGAGAAUGCCGUUCAAUUCACUGGCAGACGUCUCCCAAUUGGUAGAGUUCAUAGUAUUGGACGUUGACCCAACUGGUAUAAGCAGAGGCAAGUACGUAUUGGCAGAUAUUACAGUCGCAAGGGCUUCAGAUUUGGGUGUUAAUGAUCAAGUUUACUACGUGAGAUCUCAUCUGGGUGCUCUUUGUCAUGCAGGUGACAGCGUAAUGGGAUACUUUAUUGCAAACUCGAACUAUAACUCCGAGUUAUUCGAUGAUUUGAAUAUUGAUCGUGUUCCAGAUGUUGUGCUCGUCAAGAAACUAUACCGUAGACAGACUAGAAAGAACAGAAACUGGAAAUUAAAGAGAAUGGCAAAGGAACAUAAGGAUAUUGAUGCCGCUCAAGACUAUAGUUCAAGGGCUCAAAAGCAAGAAAUGGAACGUGCUGAAAGAGAUUACGAAGUAUUCUUGCAAGAAUUGGAAGAAGAUUCAGAACUCAGACAAAGUGUUAAUCUAUAUAAAAGUGGUGCUGUCCCAGCCUCGGGCGAUCAAGAUGAAAUGGAUGACAACGAAGAGGAUGCUCCGCAAAUUGAUAUAGAUGAAUUGUUAGAUGAGCUGGACGAUAUGACACUUGAAGAUCAGGGCGCGGAUGAACAUGAAAUGGGUCUGUAA
Messenger RNA from Zygotorulaspora mrakii, 1578 nucleotides. It is a transcript of the gene NMD3, whose product is annotated as ribosome-binding protein NMD3. The transcript has a single exon. The coding region runs from base 1 to 1578 and encodes 525 amino acids. Gene Ontology annotation, biological process: ribosomal large subunit export from nucleus. Gene Ontology annotation, molecular function: ribosomal large subunit binding. Gene Ontology annotation, cellular component: cytoplasm; nucleus. NCBI's taxonomy places the organism in Eukaryota, Fungi, Ascomycota, Saccharomycetes, Saccharomycetales, Saccharomycetaceae. The record is from RefSeq and is a predicted model, not a curated record.